Zea mays is the source of this 1342-nucleotide messenger RNA. RefSeq names its product NAD(P)-binding Rossmann-fold superfamily protein. The coding region runs from base 181 to 1170 and encodes 329 amino acids. The record is from RefSeq and is marked validated. The transcript has 8 exons. Lineage: Eukaryota; Viridiplantae; Streptophyta; Magnoliopsida; Poales; Poaceae.
CGAAAAACUCCGCAGCAGUCCACCCAGUCCACCAGACAUCCGACAGGGAAUUGGGAGGUGUUGAUAGGACUCAUCCGCCUAAUUCUUGUAGUGGAAUUCAACCAAUUGAUUGCUAUUUGGGACAGCGGAUUUGUGAUCCUGUUACCACAGUCUUCUUGCGGGCCAGAAACGCGAAUCACGAUGGUUCCAGGAAUCGCCACCAAGACGGCGGCGCGACCGGUGGCCUGGGCACCUCAGCCUCGGAACAUGUUCGUGUUCGGCGCAGGUUUCGUCGGCCGCUACGUCUCGGAGCGCCUCCUCGCGCAGGGCUGGCAGGUCUCCGGGACGUGCACCACUGUCACCACGAAGAGGGAGCUAGAGAUGCUGGGCAUGAAUGCUUCCGUUUUCGAUGGCACAGAGGACAGCCUGGAAAAUAUUCACAGUUUACGACAAGCAACUCACUUGCUCAUCUCCAUCCCACCCAUCCCUGGAGUUGGUGAUCCUCUACUUAUUAAUUUAGAUGAAGAUCUGAGGAGAAUACUCGGCCAUGGUAAUCUUGAAUGGCUAUGCUACCUUUCGUCAACAAGUGUGUAUGGUGAUUGUGGUGGUGUAUUGGUUGAUGAGGAUCAUACAGUAAACCCAAAGAGCGAGUCUGCCAAAUUAAGAUAUAACGCAGAAAAAGGAUGGCUGAAUCUUAUUGAUGAUCCAAAACUGUCAGCUUUUGUAUUCCGUUUAGGUGGAAUAUAUGGGCCUGGAAGAAGUGCUUUGGACACCUUAGCGAAGAGCAAAUCUUUGUCACGGAAACAGAAGUUGCGAGAAUCUAAGCAAUAUACUGCACGAAUCCACGUGGCUGACAUCUACCAGGCUGUCUUGGCUAGCAUGAGCAUCAGAUGUGCAAGGAAAAUAUUUAAUGUGGUGGAUGACGACCCUGCCCCAAGAGCUGAAGUUUUUGCGUUUGCUACGAGUUUGAUACAGAGGAGAUAUCCUGAUAUGAUAACUGAAACCAUUGAUGCCAAGCCUGCAGGCUUAGAUUAUCAAGAGAUGAUCGUACCUGCAGAGAAACGGGUUUCUAAUGCUCGGAUGAAGCAGGAACUUGGUGUUAAUCUGCUUCAUCCAACUUAUAGAUCUGGUCUGCAGAGUAUCCUUGAUGCUUGGCAAAUUCAGCCUCCACUUCCCAAUACAAGUCAAUGAUGAUUUAGUUUUGAAAGGCAUAUAGGUGUAUGUAAGUGUAUUUGUGCUUGAUUUGGUUCAGAUAUACUACCUCCGUUCUAAUAUUUGUAUAAAAAAGAACGGAGCGAAUAAUAAUUUAGUGACAUUGUAGCCUUUUUGGCUGAGUUGGACUGGUGCUCGUGUUAUUUUUAGC